AUGGCGAGUGUAGCAAGUCGAAAUCCAUUCGACCUAUUAGGUGAAAGUGAAGAGGCUGAGUCCGCUGUUAAACAGCAAGAGCCAGCUCCAGCAAAAGAAACACUAAUCGUUAAAAAGGUUGAUAGGUCUCGUGCAAGUCCUAAAGAGGCUAGAAUUCGUCACGAUUAUCCUCAAAGAGGUGGUUUUAAACCUUCUACCUCAAGCAGAAAUGAGGAUACGAGAUCUGCUCCCCGUGAUAGAAAUGUAGGCCCUCGUCUCUCCGGUCGUCGUGAAGAAGGCGGUGGUGGUGCAGGCGGUGAUUAUCCUACAAGGAAUUCACGUGGUGCUCGUCCAAACGAUCGAAGUCGUGGAGGCCGCGGAGGUCGACGUGGUGGACGUGAACAUGAUAGGCAUAGUGGAACGGGCAGAUAUGAUAGUGAAAAGAAAGAAACCCAAGCGUGGGGGGAUGCUGCCACCCCUUAUGAGACAAAUGAAACUCCUGCGUGGGAAAAUGCUACUACAACCGAAACUUCUAGUUGGGAUAAUACCAAUAAGACCGAAACAUCAACUUGGAACGAGACGACCGAAACUACCGAGUCUUCUGGUUGGACUGCGACAUCUGAUGCUGAUGCCAAUGCUGGUGGUGGUUGGGGAGAAGAUAAAACCGAAGAAAAAACUGGCUGGGAUGCCGAUAAUACUGGAAAUGAUUCUAAUGCUUGGGUACAACAACCUGAAAUCGAGGAAGUUACGAUUGAUCAAGUUGAGAAUACUGCCGCCGAUGAAUCUACUCCAGUUCAUGAGCCCGAGGAAGUCGUAAAGACUUUUGAUGAAUACCUUGCCGAAAAGGCCUUAAAAUCUUUAGAUAUUUCACUUCCCGAAGCUAGAAAACCCAAUGAGGGAACCGAUGAUUCUCAGUGGAAAGAUGCUAUUCCCCUUGAAAAAGAAGACGAAGAAGAUUUCCUUUUUACCGGAAAAGUUAGAGCAAUCUUAUCGUCUCAAGACAGUCAUCGCGAUUAUGAUAAUGACAAUCGUGAUAACCGUCGUCGCGGUGGCGGGCGUAGUGGAUUCGUCAACAUUGAUGAUCAAAGAGCUUUUCCAAGUCUUGAUCGUCUGAAGAUGCCCCAAAAAACUGACAGUGUCGGCACGUCACAUGCAAACAACCCUAUAGUCAAUGGCAAACAAAUGUUUAACGGUAAUGUGACUAGUCCAGAACCCAUAAAUAGCCCUCAACAACAGAACAAAACAAUUGUUGAAUCAACAAAUUCGCGACGAUUAUCCUCAGCUACAGAUCGUACGGUGGGAAUGGUCUCAAAUCCCAGUCGAAGCAAUUCCCGACAAACCAAAAAUGCUACAACUUCAAAAGUUGACGACCCAGUUGGUAAUUUUCGUUUGUCUAUUGACGAAUCUGUAAUUUCAGCAUUGUUGGACUGCGCCUAUGCUGACGUUAAACAUGAAGUGUUGGGCUACUUGGGUGGUUCAUGUGAUGUAGAUCGUUCUGAAAACACUAUUGUUUGUCGUGUUAGUCAAUUUGUAGCAUCAGAGAGAAUUGUCACUUCAUUAUUGACUGAUGAAGUGCAAGAAAUGAUUAACUCACGUGAAAACGCCAUUAAAAUUUUUACCGAUAAUAAUUUAGAAUUUGUUGGGUGGUAUCGAAGCAAUUUUCAAUCAAAUUCAAAUUCAAUUCCUACUCAAUCUGAUAUCAUAAAGAAUACAGCGAUACAGUCUGAGUUCCCAAAUAGUGCAGGAUUUAUUAUAAACAUAUCAACCACAACUUGCCCUUCAAUCGGUUCAAAGGGGAUAGGCAUAAACGGACUAGUCAAUUCAAUAAGCGUUUUUAGAACUUUUGAAUCGUCUAGUAUGAAUGGUGAUAUUAAUAAUUCGGUACCAUUAGUUAAUAGAACGAAAACUGGUAAAAUAUGGAAGGGCAAAGGAAAAGCGAAUUUGAAGGCGAACAAGGUUUCCUUUAAUGUAAAUCGUCAAAUGUAUAUUUGUCCGAAUGUUAUGCAACAAUUAAGCUGCGCAUUGAUGACAAUUCUUCGAGAAACAAGACAGACUUAUGCCGGACAAGUUUUAGAGUGUGAGAAUAGGAAUGGUCAACGAAUAUUCGUUGAUUCACAGUAUGAAUCUUUUUUAAUGAAUUUCUUAAGGAAAAGUGUCCUACAGUUUGAUAGAUCAAUAGAUCAAGAUUUUAGGACGCUUGCCUUGGCCAAACUUCAUAUUAAAUCAUUAAUAUCAAAGCGCGUUAAUGAUACUCUGGCGAUUUUACAGAAAAAUACAGAUACCAACGACAACGAAAAGCUUUCAAAACGACGGAAACUUGAUAAAUUAAUUGAAAAGUUGGUCACCCAACGUAUGGAUAAACGCGAAAAGGAAAUGAGAAAAUUGGAGAAUGGAGAUGAUGUAGUUCUAUGGCUUAAUUCAAAAUCACAAAAUGAUGGGAAAACUGUGGAUGAGGGUUCUACAUUUAAUAACUCUGCAUUGUCAAAGUUGGAACAAUCACAGAAAACGUCGGUUCAUAAUAAAUCUGUUAUUGAAAGCUCUGAAGUAUUGACCUCUUCCAUUUCCAACCAUUUGGAACAGAAAACCAUGUCGACAUUUAAAAAAGAAUCUUCUAUACUGCCUCAACCAAAUAACACUAAAUUGAAAAAUAAUAAAGUGAAAGAGAAUGUUGAACCGGAUCAUGAUGUGGUUGUAAUUGAAUCUGAUUCGGAAAUCAGCGUCGGAAAAUCUGAAGGAAAGCCAUCAAAAUCACUUUUGAGAAAGCCCAGUCUGGAUUCAUCUCAGCUUAACCCAAUUUCAAAAAGAAUUAAACCUUCAGAAUCAAGUCUUCCUAAUGUAUAUUAUAUUGAAUCUGAGUCCGGGGAUUCUAAAUCGAUAUUUGAAUUGAAUGCAACUAUUCGCUCACCUACAUCUCCUAAUGAUAACAAGACCGUUAAUACUUCUCAAAGUUCUGGAAUACAUUUACCAAGUAUUCAAGGGUUAUUGGAGAUUUCAAGUCUCGCAAGUAUUCAACCAACGUCACCGAACUCUUUACCUAUAGUGGUAGUAGAUCCGAGCUCUACCAUCGUUCAGCCUUCUUCUUUCCCUACUCCUCCUCUUUUACCAUCAUUUCAACAUAGUCAUUAUUAUUCAUAUAGUCAACAGCAAGCAAUGUCAAGGACAACAUCGCCACCGAAUACAUCACCAAUACAGCAUCAUUUACUUUCCAUUAAUAAUAAUACAUCUACUGUAUCAACCUCAACCAAUUCAAGACAUUACAUCCCUAUUGCUCCAUCGCCAAUUUCAACAACGACAGGAGGAAGGAAUCGGCCACCACAGACUUUACAAACAUCCACUUCUACAUCUAUUUAUGCCAACAAUACAACAAAUCAUUUAACAUUUCCUGCAACAGAAUCAGAUUAUCAAUGGCAAUUAUGA
This is a messenger RNA of Funneliformis caledonium, 3396 nucleotides long. The record is from the annotation of a GenBank genome assembly. Lineage: Eukaryota; Fungi; Glomeromycota; Glomeromycetes; Glomerales; Glomeraceae.